Molecule: messenger RNA, 4276 nt
Organism: Leguminivora glycinivorella
Lineage: Eukaryota; Metazoa; Arthropoda; Insecta; Lepidoptera; Tortricidae
Gene: alphaSnap
Product: alpha-soluble NSF attachment protein
Exons: 6
Coding region: 114-992 (292 amino acids)
Biological process (GO): SNARE complex disassembly; intracellular protein transport
Cellular component (GO): SNARE complex; vacuolar membrane
Molecular function (GO): soluble NSF attachment protein activity; syntaxin binding
Source: RefSeq, a predicted model, not a curated record
CAGCGACUGAUUUUCGCAGUGUUCUCGGGUGACGACAUUUUGUCAAUAAUUCCUGUACUGGUUGGGAUUUUAGUAAUUUCUUUAGUAUUUAGUGUGUUUUUAAAGCCACGAAAAUGGCUGAUAAUGAACAGAAAGCAAUGCAGUUGAUGGCUGAGGCGGAGAAAAAGUUGAGUUCAUCUAAGACCUUUCUUGGGUCACUUUUUGGGGGCUCAUCAAAGCUGGAAGAAGCAGUAGACUGCUAUCUCCGGGCUGGCAACCUGUUCAAGAUGGCUAAGAAGUGGGCCCAGGCCGGUCAGGCCUUCUGCAACGCAGCGCAACUGCACCUCAAGGCUGGAGUCCGCCAUGAUGCUGCCACCAACUUUGUUGAUGCUUCCAAUUGCUACAAGAAGUGUGAUGCUAAUGAGGCAGUCUCGUGCCUGUUGAAGGCAAUUGAGAUCUACACUGACAUGGGCCGUUUCACUGUUGCGGCUAAGCAGCAUCAGAACAUAGCUGAGCUGUACGAGACCGAGUGCGUUGACCUCGCGCGCGCCAUGCAGCACUACGAGCAGGCGGCGGACUACUUCCGCGGCGAGGAGUCCACCUCCUCCGCCAACAAGUGCAUGCUCAAGCUGGCCCAGUACGCGGCCCAGCUCGAGCACUACGACAAGGCCGUGCAGAUAUACGAGCAGAUUGCCAAGUCGUCCCUGGACAACAGCCUGCUGAAGUACAGCGCCAAGGAGUACAUGUUCCGCGCGGCGCUGUGCCACCUGUGCGUUGACGUGUUGAACGCGUCGCACGCCAUCGAGAAGUACUGCGGACUCUACCCUGCCUUCGCUGACACUAGGGAGUGCAAGCUUAUCAAGGAACUGAUCGAGCACCUUGAAGACCAGAACAUCGAGGGCUUCACCGAGGCGGUAAAGAACUACGACAGCAUAUCGCGACUCGACCAGUGGUACACGACCAUGCUCGUGCGCGUCAAGAAACAGAUCAACGACAACCCCGACCUGCGCUGAAUCCGCUGCCCCGCUGCACAUGUUAGGUUUGUGUGCUGUAGCUAGGUAGAUUUGGGAGCGUUUCCACCUUUUAGACAAUUUCAUAGAGAAAUAAACUAAGCACCAUUUCUUAAACUAAAAACUCAAACUAAAAACCAACGCAACUUCAGAAUUUUGAUUCCCGCCGUUUAAAAUCUUGGGUUGCAAUUCGCAUGUAUACACCUUCCUUUAUGCCUUCUCGAAUUCCAUGCCAUCGCCUGUCAAAUUCGCAACUGGACUAAGGAUCGGUUGCACCAAAGCAUCUUCUACCGAAUUUAUCGUUCGCUAAAGUUGUAUGGGAAUUUCCAUCAACUUCUGCUGCGUGAUGUGUCUGUCAAAAUGGCCCUAAGUGUAACUUACGCCCUAAAAAUCACACCACUUUAUAAUAUCGUAGUGCAGUGUUUUUAAUAGGUUAUCCGUGUAUACAUGUCCACAAUUUAAUCAAUAUUUCAUUUAUGUGAUUUGACUAAGAUUACUAAGACGGUGGAAAUGCUCGUGAAUUUAUUUUAACAACAUCUAUCUAAUACUGAUCGGUAAAAUAUAUUUAAAAUAUUUAAUUGUACUCAAGUCUAGUGUAACAAAAAUAUUUUAAAUUAGAUUUAUUAAAUCAAUAUUUAGAGACCAGUAUUAGAUAGAUUGCUGCAAUGUUACAGUCUGUUUCGAUGUAAAAGCCUUGUGAACUGUGCGGUAUUUAGAAUAGUAUAAAAUCCUCUUGAGUAACUACUAACUAAUAAAUGUGAAAUAAGAAUGUAUUAACUAAAUACCGCAAAGUAGGUAUUCAAAAGCUCAGCACAUAUUUAAAAUUCUAAAUAAUAAUACAUUACAUCUCAACGGUAAUGUCGAUGUGUUUGUAUUGAUUUUGAAUUUGUAAAUAAAAGCUGUGGUUUAUUAUAAAUUAUGCGAUCUUAAAUUUAAUUAGAAAAGUAAUUAACUGUGGUAAAGUAAUCGGAAUGGAAAUCUAAUAUAUCACGCGAAAGAAUAAAGGAAAUGUAGAAACUUUUUGAAAUUGACUGGUUCAAUGAAUGUGUGCGACCAAAAUUCGUACAUCUAAGUCUGCGCAUGGCAACUUUCCCAUAGUUAUGAAACAAUUGUAGACCUUUCUUUUCAUUCCUUGUAUAAGGUUAUUGCUCAAAAGAGCACACAUCGAAGUGGCGACACGGCUUGACAUGUUACUUUAGGACAUCAGUGCUAUUCCAUCGUUUAUCUAAUCUCUACGUUACACUACUCCCCAUUACGCUUUUAGUGGUCGUGUCCUUUAAAAAGGACAUCAUUUUACAUGUCAUUUAUAAAUGAUAGUCAACUACAGUCCAUAAUUGAAUAUAAAUAUCAGUAUGCUUUUAAUAGGAACAAUGUUUUUAGAACUAGAGGCUAUUUGAUAAGAUUGAUUGUAGUCAACGUUCCUUUAGUUUACGAAUAGUAUUAAUUGCUGAAGUUUACCGCCGCUUACUGACUGUCGAACAUCGCGAGAUGAAGCAGUCAGGCAGCUAUCAUAGCAAUAAUAGUCAAGGGUCACUUGACGAAAUACGCCUAGUUUUUUUACUAUCAAGGACCUGCUAAUGUUCGAUAUCGUACAUAAAUAAACACUAGUUAGUAUAAAUACUUUGUGUAUGCGAAAUAGAUGUCCUAUUUAAAGGACGGCAUUUACAGUCAGUUUUACGAUAGAUGAUAGUUAUCAAAAAAAUUGUAAGUGUAAGACGCAAUAUUUAAGAUUUAUACUUAGAGGAUGUAUUAUAAUUAUGUACGUUUAAUCGUAAUAUAUUAAAUUAUCGAAGUACAUUAUAUUGUUUUCUCUUAUUACAGUCAUACAACUUGAUCUAAUAAUUACUACUUAUAUCAAAACAAUCUGUAUUACAUAGUAUUUGACGACUGCAGUUAGUGAUCAGCCUUACAUAACAGUUAGUGUAAAGCACAGUUUCUUUUCAGUUUCUGUAUCUUCACUUUUUCACAUUCAAAUGUAAAAUAUAUCUCGAAACAAAUUGUGGAGUUUUGCUGAAAAAAAAUUACGUGUCUAAGGAUUCGGUUUAGACUGAUUUAGUAAAAUCGGCAUUGGUCGGUAUAUCUUCUUCAUUUUUCGUUUACCUGUUGAACUCAAUAAAACAUACAGGAAAGGAGCAUAUAACAUACUAAAAUAUCAGAAAGUAUGAUAACUAUUAUGAUGAAUAAAAAAAGGGACGCCAUGUUCGUAUUAAUUUUGAAUUCUAUUUAUAAACUUUCUCUCUCAGUACUAUCUGUAGUGAUUGAUUACCUACUUAUAUUGUACCUUCCAUAAAUUUGUUGAUUUUGGUCAAUAGUGUAAUGUAGAGGUAUUAGUGUUUGCUGAUCUAGGUAUAAUUAUUAGGUUGUAAGCAGGGAAGAAUUUUUAAAUCAUUAUAUGACACAUUUAACUUUCCAUUGCCCAGAAAGAUUUAGGUGUCGAUAGUUACUUAUAUUAAAAUAGGUAAUAACACUAAUAUCCCAGUCAGCUUAUGUAAGCAAGAACUCCGCAGACAGUUCUAAAGGAAUUGCGAAGAGAAUGUAGUCAAGUCACAUAGACUUAAAUAUGCAAUGAAUGUUGUUGAAGGGAAUCAGCAGGGUUAGCACAUGAUUGCCGCGAGAUAGAUCACACGUCUCCUUCUAAUUGUAUUAAUGACAUAAGGACGGGUAGUCUAUCUCGCGCCAAUCAUGUACUAACCCUGCAGUUUUAUAUAUCAAAAAAUGGGACAACUUACACAAGUCGACCUAGCACCAAACUAAGCAAAGCUUGUACUAUGGGUAUACUAUAUUUAUCAAAGCUAUAUUUAUCGACAUCUAUAUCUGGCUAUAUAUUUAUAAAAUACACAUAAUUUUGAGUAUAACUAUAACUUGUUUAUGUCGUUAUUAAGCCAUUCCAAAUUGGCCGUUUUUGUAUUGUACAUAUUUAUUUUAGUGCUUAGGCAAUUUAGAUAUAGGUGUGUCCCUAUAUUGGGUUAUUUUCAUUUAGCAUUCAAAGGUACUGUCGCAAAUUAUAAAUACAUGAAUAAAAUGAUCAUUCUAUGUUCCAUCUGUAUUAUAUGGUGUUUACUGCACAACUUCAAAAGUUGGCCGAUAUGUAUACCAUCAUACUAUUACAUUGAUAUACAGUACGCUAUUUGUUAAAGUAUCAAUAUGAGUUUACUAAAUCGAUCUAGUAAUAUUUUGGGGGCCUAUUCUCAAUAUAGACUAACGAUUAAAAGCGAUCGAAUAACGAUCCGUCUUUUGUUAUUAAUGUAAAUAUUAUCGUUUCGUUAUCUAAUAAAUUUUAUAUUUUA